AUGUUCAAUCAACAUUCCAGGGAGAUGUUUGGGCGCCGGUAUGGCCCAGAUCUCCCUCCAUUGAACUUACAUAACAUACAACCGACUGAAGACAACUCUGAUGAGACCAGUCCUGCGGAAGGCUCGACACCAGAAAGAGGUCACAGCCAUGAACGGGAUGGGACCUGGGGCGAACGAGAUGUUGGUGGACCUCUCGAUCGGGACGAUGCCAUGGCAGACUUUGACGAGAUGAGGCUAGAACUGAGCAAGUUGAGCAUGCACCGGACGGCCACUCGUGAGUCAAACAGACGACCUAGUCUGGCAUCCAGAGUCCGGACACGCACAUCCCUUGCGAGAAAAAGAACUCGUUCUAUGAGAGCAGAGAGCGUGGCCACGGCAUCCACUUUUGAUGAAGAAGAAGGGCACGAUUCUGAAGAUGAUGACGAAGAUGACGUCGAUUUGGGUGAUUUCCUCAAGAACGGCCAUUUCGAAAAGCGUACAGAUGCUGGUGGCCCAACGAAGAAGGUCGGUGUCACAUAUAAGAAUCUGACUGUGAAAGGGGUGGGCGCCCAAGCAACAUUCACCAAGACUUUACCGGAGGCCAUUUUGGGGACUUUUGGUCCUGAUUUGUAUCACCUGGUCACUCGGUUUGUACCUUCAUUGAAAUUCGGGCGGCUGCCAGCGACAAGAGAUCUCAUUCACGACUUCACUGGUGCCGUACGGGAUGGAGAGAUGAUGUUGGUGUUGGGUCGUCCAGGUGCAGGUUGCUCAACAUUCCUCAAGGUCCUUGCCAAUCAACGCGAUACUUUUGCAGGAGUGGAAGGAGAAGUACACUAUGGAGGUAUCUCUGCCGAAGAGCAGCGAAAGCGAUAUCGGGGCGAGGUCAAUUACAACCCCGAAGACGAUCAACACCUGCCCAACUUGACUGUCUGGCAGACUUUGAGGUUCGCAUUGAUGAACAAAACUCGGAAGCACGAAGAGAACAGUAUCCCCAUCAUUAUUGACGCGCUCUUAAAGAUUUUUGGCAUCUCUCACACGAAGGGAACACUCGUUGGCAACGAGUAUGUCAGAGGUGUCUCUGGAGGGGAGCGCAAACGUGUCGGUAUUGCCGAGACGUUGGCCACCAAGUCAACCGUUGUUUGUUGGGACAAUUCGACUCGGGGACUCGAUGCUUCGACCGCACUAGACUAUGCCAAGUCGUUGAGAGUCAUGACCGAUAUCUCCAAUCGAACUACGAUUGUGACGCUUUAUCAAGCUGGGGAGGGCAUUUAUGACUUGAUGGAUAAAGUUUUGGUAAUCGAAGAAGGCCGUAUGAUCUACCAAGGACCUGCCAAACUCGCACGGCAGUAUUUCAUCGAUCUCGGAUUCAAAGCGCCUGACAGACAAACCACAGCCGACUUCCUGACCUCCGUUGGGGACGCCAAUGAACGACAAUUCCAGUCCGGCAAGGAAGCUUCGACGCCCAAAACUGCCGAAGAAUUGGAAGCCGCCUUCCGCAGAUCCGAUAUCUACAAACAUGCCAUCGUUGACGUCCAGAGCUAUGAAGGCGACUUAGAGAAAACUGACUGCCAGGAUACCCGUCGCUUCCAAGAAGCUGUCGAAGAACAAAAGAGCAACAGCAAACUCAUCUCCAGCGGCUCGAGCUACACUGUCUCCUUCUGGCGUCAAGUGCUUGCAUGCACACUGCGUGAAUUCUGGCUGUUCUGGGGCGAUAAGACAACACUGUACACCAAGACGUUCAUCAUCAUUGCCAACGGUCUCAUUGUUGGUUCGCUUUUCUACGGCGAAAGUCUCGAGACCGAUGGCGCGUUCCCCCGUGGGGGUGCGCUCUUCUUUGCCAUUUUGUUCCUGGGUUGGCUGCAGCUCACGGAAUUGAUGCGCGCGAUCAGUGGUCGCGUCGUUGUUGCGAGACAUCGUGACUACGCGUUCUACCGCCCCAGUGCCGUCGUCAUUGCGCGAGUCCUCCUCGACUUACCUGUUUUGGCGGUCCAGGCCGUUGUCUUCACCAUUAUUCUGUACUUCAUGGCGGAGUUGGAUGUCCAGGCGAGCAAAUUUUUCAUCAAUCUGCUUUUCGUCUACGUCAGCACGAUAUGUAUCACAGCGCUUUAUCGCAUGUUCGCCUCGUUGAGUCCGACAAUCGACGAUGCGGUCCGCUUCAGUGGUAUAGCACUCAAUCUUCUGAUAAUCUUUGUUGGUUAUACUAUCCCAAAGCGUACACUUACGAGCGAUGUGAUUUGGUUUGGCUGGCUAUAUUAUGUCAAUCCCGUCUCCUAUGCGUACGAAGCUGUUCUAUCAAACGAAUUCUCUGGUCGAAUCAUGAACUGCUCGCCAUCUAAUCUAGUACCACAAGGGCCGGACGUUGAUCCGGCUUAUCAAGGAUGUGCAUUGACCGGCUCAACUCUUGGGAGCAAUACUGUCAGUGGUGAUGCAUAUAUCGAAACCUCGUUUGGCUAUUCACGCUCCCAUCUUUGGCGAAACCUCGGAGUUCUGCUUGCUUUCACGGCACUAUACGUCCUAAUCACUGCCGUGGCCUCCGAAGUCUUCUCGUUUGCUGGUGGUGGCGGUGGCGCAUUGGUUUUCAAGAAGACUAAAAAGGCUAAGCAAAUGGUGAACGAGGAGAAAAAGCCAACAGAUGAAGAAAAAGCAUCUUCUCCGACAGACCCAAGCCCUGGUGCAUCAUCGGAUACCCUUGAGGGUGCAGAUGAUGCCGUUGUUGAUGACCUUACUCAAGGCAAGAGUGUCUUUACCUGGGAAAACGUCGAAUAUGAAGUGCCUUACCAAGGCGGAAAGAGGAAACUACUUAACGGGGUGAAUGGUUACGUUAAGCCAGGAAUGAUGAUCGCCCUUAUGGGUGCCAGUGGCGCAGGCAAGACUACUUUGCUCAACACCCUCUCGCAAAGACAAACUCUCGGUACCGUUUCUGGCGACAUGCUUGUCGAUGGUAAGAAGCUCGGGGUGGAAUUCCAACGUGGUACAGGUUUCUGCGAACAAAUGGAUCUCCAUGAUGAGACCGCCACAGUUCGUGAAGCCCUUGAGUUCUCUGCUAUUCUCAGACAAGAUCGGAAGGUCCCAAAACAAGAGAAGGUCGACUAUGUCAAUAAGAUCAUUGAGUUGCUGGAGUUACAAGAUAUUCAGGACGCCAUUAUCGGCUCUUUGGGCGUCGAGCAGCGGAAGAGACUGACGAUUGGCGUGGAACUGGCCGCGAAACCAGAAUUACUCCUCUUCCUCGACGAACCAACCAGCGGUCUUGACUCUCAGUCAGCAUUCUCGAUCAUCCGAUUCCUGAAGAAGCUCUCAAAAUCUGGACAGGCGAUUAUUUGUACGAUUCAUCAGCCGUCUUCGAUGCUCAUCCAACAGUUCGACAUGGUGCUUGCACUCAAUCCUGGCGGGAACCCUUUCUACUUCGGUCCUGUAGGCGAUAAUGGCUCCGCCAUAAUUGACUACUUUGCCCAAAGAGGUACACAAUGCCCACCGAACAAGAAUGUCGCUGAAUUCAUCCUCGAAACUGCCGCCAAAGGAGGCGCCAAGCGAGAUGGCAAGCGGGUGAAUUGGAACAAGGAGUGGUUAGCUUCACAAAACAAUACCGAUAUGCUCGAGGAGAUCCAACGGAUCAAGGAUGCCCGAUCCAAAGUGCCCAUGAAAACCACCGCACAAUACGCCUUUGCCGCCCCGAUCGCCGCCCAAACCUUGGAGGUCACGAAACGAACCUUCCGCCAAUACUGGCGGGAUCCAUCAUACCUGUACGGCAAGCUCUUCGUGAGUGUGGUGAUCGGUAUAUUCAACGGUUUCACCUUCUACAACCUCGACAACAGCGUCGCCUCGCUUCAAUCACGUCUCUUCACGCCCUUCCUCAUUCUGCUCAUCCCGCCCACCAUCGUCAACGGCGUGGUUCCGAAGUUCUACCAGAAUCGCGCUCUGUGGGAGGCAAGAGAACACCCGAGUCGCAUCUACGGGUGGUUCGCCUUCUGCACAGCCCAAGUUGUUGCCGAGGUCCCUAUGGCCAUCAUAUCCUCCAUCGUUUACUGGCUGCUGUGGUACUAUCCAACCAACAUGCCCCGCGAUAGCAGUACCGCUGGGUAUAUGUUUCUAAUGACCAUGUUGUUUUACUUCUUUAUGUCGAGCUGGGGCCAGUGGAUAUGCGCAUUCGCUCCCAGUUUUACCGUCAUUUCAAACGUAUUGCCGUUCUUCUUUGUCACCGUGAGUAUUUUCAACGGUAUCGUUCGCCCUUACGCCCAACUCCCCGUGUUUUGGCGGUAUUGGAUGUAUUGGGUCAACCCGAGCACAUGGUGGAUCAACGGCGUGCUCGCAGCGACUGUCCGUGGUCUCACGAUCGAAUGUGCACAGGGCGAGAGCACGCUCUUCAAUGCUCCCCCAGGCCAGACGUGUGAUUCCUACGCGAGCGACUUCGUCCGAACCAGCGGCAUGGGAUACGUCUCGACGACGAACAACGGUACUUGUGCGUACUGUCCUUACGCCACGGGCGAUGAGUACCUCUCGACCCUGAACAUCCGCGGCGACGAGAAGUGGAGGGAUUUCGGUAUCUUCUUGGUCUUUGUUUUCUCAAAUUGGGCUUUGGUUUAUUUCUUCAUCUAUACUGUUAGGGUGAAGAAGUGGGGAUUUGGAAUGGGAUAUUUGACCGGUGCCGUGGAAAAGCUUGGAAAACUGAUCAGAAAGAAGUAG
Exophiala bonariae is the source of this 4659-nucleotide messenger RNA. RefSeq lists its product as uncharacterized. The record is from RefSeq and is a predicted model, not a curated record. Gene Ontology annotation, cellular component: membrane. NCBI's taxonomy places the organism in Eukaryota, Fungi, Ascomycota, Eurotiomycetes, Chaetothyriales, Herpotrichiellaceae. The transcript has 3 exons. Gene Ontology annotation, molecular function: ATP binding; ATP hydrolysis activity; ABC-type transporter activity. Bases 1 to 4659 code for a protein of 1552 amino acids. Gene Ontology annotation, biological process: transmembrane transport.